Messenger RNA from Thelazia callipaeda (thelaziosis nematode), 273 nucleotides. NCBI's taxonomy places the organism in Eukaryota, Metazoa, Nematoda, Chromadorea, Rhabditida, Thelaziidae. The record is from the annotation of a GenBank genome assembly.
GGGCGAUCAGGUCAAGGGAUGAGUACAGCUCUGAAAGUUGAAAGACUUGGAAAGAAUUCAGGAGUUAUUGUAAACGAACAUGAACAGGGUUCUCGAGGUUUACUGCAGUACUUUUAUGAUGAUGAAGCCGUCCGUAUAUUUGUGGAAUUCACAAACGUAGGUCAAGCUAUCAAAGCUUUCGUGGAUUUGAAUGGACGAUUUUUUGGUGGUCGUUCUAUAAAAGCUUCAUUUUAUGAUCUCGAAGCUUAUAACUCUAACCAGUUUAACCGAUAG